CCUGCCUACUGUCUACGUGUUGUUCUACAAUUUGCCGGACAAAACUUUCGAUUUUUAUGAAAUAAAAUAGAUCUUGUUACGUGUCCACUGCUUCAAUUAAUGUUGCACAUUUUGCAAGCAGUACAGUUUAUAUGUAUACAACGUCACGUUCUCACAUAAAUACAUUGUUUUGCCCUGUGUUUAUUGGUAAAUAAUAAUGGCCAAGGACAGAUCAGAAUUUCGAUUCAUUUUUUACGCUGGUGCUAUAUUUAUUUGCUACUUUAUAUUUGGUAUGUUACAAGAGAAAAUAACAAGAGGCAAGUAUGGUGAUAAUGAACAGUUCACUUGCGCUUUAUCAUUGACGCUGGUGCAGUGCGUCGUCAAUUAUAUAUUUGCACAAAUAUUGAUGUUAUCUUGGAAGCAUGAUACUGACACAACAAGGAAGGUUUACUACUUCUCAUCAGCAUUGACUUACCUUUUGGCUAUGGUUUGCUCCAACAUGGCAUUGCAGUGGCUCAACUAUCCCACACAGGUGGUGGGUAAAGCAGCCAAACCAAUUCCUGUCAUGAUUCUCGGAGUACUAUUAGGAAGGAAGUCCUAUCCACUCAAGAAGUACUUCUUCGUGCUGCUGAUAGUUACUGGUGUUGUGUUGUUCAUGUACAAAGAUCAGAACAACAAGGCUACUGACACCUCUCAGGGUUUUGGACUUGGGGAACUACUAAUCAUCCUCUCCUUGGUCAUGGAUGGCUUGACUGGUGCUGUGCAGGAACGCAUCAAGAGUGAGUCUUCCCCCAGCGCUUAUUCAAUGAUGUUGAACACAAAUUGGUGGUCUACAGUAAUACUGUCAGUGGGUAUUGUACUCAGUGGUGAAAUAUUCCGGUUUAUCACCUUCGUAUCUAAAUACCCAGAGGUAUUGAUAUAUCUGGCUGCAUUCGCUCUCAACGGUGCCUUGGGUCAGCUCUUCAUAUUCUUUAUGGUGUCAGAGUUUGGUCCCUUACCGUGUUCGGUAGUGACGACUACCAGAAAGUUUUUCACAGUCCUGGCUUCUGUUAUCAUAUUCGGCAACGUACUGGCCGGCAGGCAGUGGUUCGGCGCCGUUUUGGUGUUUAGCGGUUUAUUCUUAGACAUAUUCUACAGUAAAGGAAAAGCUCAACCUCCAAAGAGGGCAGCCAACAAAUGAUCCGAGUAUGUUUUUGACUAUAGAUAAUUUAUAGAUUUAUUGUAUAUUAUGCAAAAAUAUCAAAUAUUCACCACCUUACCGUAUUAAAUACAUUAUUAGAAGGUAAUCACUGUCUUCUCAAUCACCAUGGAGAGUUUUAUAUAGCGUUGUUGUUUUAUAAUCGCCGUAUAAUAGUGUUUGUAUAAUUUUUUAGACGAUACAGUAUGUUUAUUAGUGAAAUCCAUUCAUUAAAACUAGUGUUAGUUCUCAUAAAUAGUGUCUGAAAAAUGUUUUUCUUUUUCCUAGAAAAAAAUAUUACUGAAAAGUAAAAAAAAAAUUAAUAAAAAUUUUCGAAAAAAGAAUAACUUGUCUAUGUCAACAGCACUACACAGUACAAGGUGUGUACAUACCUAUUAUUACAUUCAAGAAUUUAGUUUUUUUUUAGUCUUUGGUAAUAUAAUUUUUGAUUUCUAGAAAAAAAAAACAUUUUUGAGAUUCUAUUACACUACUGAAACUAGUUUUGAAAAAUGGAUUUCGUUAUUUAACAUACUGUGUAAUUGAGUAAAUGAAGCAGUGUAGUAUAGCCCUUAAGCUAUAUAGUUAACUCUUUAUAUAAAUUGGGAUAAAAGGGGAAACAUUGUUUCCUUUUUUACUGUUUACCAACCCUCUGAUUUGAGGGAUAAAUGUAUCAAUUUACACCAAGCUCACAUGUCCUUUACACAUCUUAAAAUACAUCUUAAAAUAGGACGUAAAUGUACUAGGUUACUGCCUGUGUCUUUAGUUCCUGGAGUGAAUUUUUAAAUUCUCAUAUAUUUAAGGUUAUUUGAAAAGUUCUUAGCCUAACAUGGUUAAAGUCAUUGGUUUUUUUUAUAACUACAUUUUGUAGUUACAUUAUUUAGCAACAAGUAUGCACAGUUUAGUUUAUUCACAGUAACUCAUUGUUCGUUUACACGUGAUACCGUAAGUCAAGUCAGAGCUAUUUUUGAAAAUGGAUAAAAAUUGAACAUCGUGCAGUGAUAAAACCUAAGGUGUCUGCGUGGUGGGUACUGCGACUGCUUUCAGUGGAACAAAAACGCAACCGACUCACAAUUUCUCGCGACUGUUUAGAGUUAUAUGAAGCUGACCCAAUAGAAUUUGUUGAAAGAUUUAUAACCAUGGAUGAAAGCUGGGUUCACCACAAUACACCCAAGACAAAAGAACAGUCUAAACAAUGGAAAAGAGCAGGAUCGCCCACCCCAAGGAAGGCAAAGGUGGUUUUAUCGGCGGGCAAAGUCAUGGCAUUCGUUUUUUGGGAUGCAAAGGGUAUAAUUCUCUUGGAUUAUUUAAAAAAGGGUGAAACAAUAAACUCCGAUUAAUAUUGGAACCUGUUGCGUCGUUUGAGAGAAGAAAUCCAAGAAAAACGUCCAGGUUCAUUGAGAAGAAAAGUCUUGGACAAUGCGCGCGUUCACACCUUUGUGCAGUCCAUGGCAGAAAUCCAUCAAUGUGGCUUCGAAUUGUUACCUCAUCUCCCAUAUUCACCGGAUUUAGCACCAUCCGACUUUUAUCUGUUUCCAAAGCGGAAAAAAUUUUUAGGUGGUAAACAUUUUUUUACAAAUGAAGAGGUCAUAACCGCCGUGGACGCUUAUUUUGAGGAGUUAGGCGAAGAUUUUUUUAAAACGGGUAUCGAAGCCUUACCGGGUCGAUGGAAAAAGUGUUUUGAGCUCGGAGGAGAGUAUGUUGAAAAAUAAAAAUAAACUCAAAAUCGUGUGGUUUCAUUAAGUAUGUUAGGCUAAGAACUUUUCAAAUGACCCUCGUAUAUUAAAUUUAUAUAUAUACGAAAUCAAUUCCCUUUGCGAAUAAACACAUACUAAAAAUGUUAUAAAUAUCAUAAGGCACUGUGAUAUAUUUAAUUUAUUUACUCCUUUUUUUUAUCACAGAACAGAAAGUACAAGUACUAAAUAUAGAACAAAUGUGGGUAACAAAUAUGAAUUGUGCAUAGACAAAUUUAAACAGUAAAUAGAAGCUGCCACAAAGUUAAAGACACAUGUGAAUUAGUACCAGAGGGAGACUUUGUACAAAAGUCGAUUGCUUGGGUACCUCUGUCCUAUUCGUGUUUUAACCGUGAAGCAGUUGUGUUUGCAUGGCUGUGUUUCAGUUUGAAGGGUGGGAUAUGGCGUGAAUUUACUGGGUACAGAGGAAUAACACCUGAGUCCUCAGGAAUGGCAACGCAUGAGGGGUAUCAUGGGCGAAAUAGUAUACUCUGUUACUGUCGGUUACCACUUUCCAUCAGGUGGGCCGUCAGCUUGUUUGCCUAAGUUGUAUAAAAAAAAAAUAUAUUAAUUUCAUAAUUCACAUAAUUAUAAUUGACUAUAAAUAUUUGCUAAUAUUUUUAUAGCAGUAAAGUUUUAAUAAAGAUAUCCAUAUAUCCGUAUAUAUUAUAAAUAAUAGGUAAUAAAUAUUAGUUAUAGAUUAUCGAAAUUGAGUUGUGACUAAUAAUGGCAACUUUGACAAAAAAUUUAUAUAUUUAAAAAAAAUAUACAUACUUUAUGGUCAUUCCAAUACGCUAUGGAUAUGUCCAAACUGGGCACGUCAUAGAUCACUUUUACAAUCUAAUCUGUGACGUGCCUUAGUUUUGGAUAAUUACUAAAUUAGGAUUUAUUUUGUUCUAUAAUUUAUUUCUAGUACUAAUUUGUUUUUGCAUUUACUAUAUUUGUUGUAAUAAUAUAGCUAAUGCUUACUAAGAAGAAGUAAUUUUUUUAUUGUCAUAAACAAAUAUUUUUGGAAGGCUCUAUAUUUUGAUCAGGCCGGUUUAUUUGAUGAUUUGUGCAAAGCUGUUUUAGUUCUUUUUGUUCUGUGUGUCUCUAGCUUGUUUGGGAGUUUACAUAGAGUUGCUUGUUUUACAUAUAGAAAAUUACUGAAGUGUAACGUUUAUAUACGAAUGUGUAUUUUAGACUUUUUUUUAUAUCAAUGUUUUCAACAUAUUUAAAUAUAAAAUUCUCGAGUCACAGCUUUACUUGGCAUACUUCUCCGAAACGGCUUAACCGAUGUCGAUGUGAUUUUAUAUGUAUACUCGGUAGGUUUGAGAAUAGGUUGUUAUCUAUUUUUUAUACCCCUAAGUGAUAAGGAUAGCCCACCCCAAAAAAUAAUUCCCUAGAAAUAAUUUAAAUGAUAUAACAGUGUUUGUCAGGACAGCCCAUUAUUUUAUAUAUUUUUUAUAUUGCAAUAUUUUAAAAUGUGUAUAAAUGGCAUAUUAGUAUGAGUAUUAUGUAGGCUAAUAGCAAGAUUAAUUGUUCCAUUCAGUGAUGCUAUUGUAUAUAAAGCAUAUGCUUUUAACAUUUUUUUUUUUUAUUUUAAAAUACAUUGUACAGCUUUGGUCUACUGAGAUCACUUUUCUGCGCUGUGUUUAUUCAUUCAAAUAUACAUACGUGAUCAUAUAUAUUUGACAGUGUAAUAUGCCCUUUUAGGCUAUCAUUAUAAUGAUAAUGAUUGUAUCUGUUUGUAUAUAUUUGUCUGUAAUUGGCUUUGUGUUACUGUAGUAACUAUUCUAUUUUUUUUUUCGCAAUAAUUGAUAUAUGACAAUGAUAAAAAAUGUGAUCUGUAAUCGAAUUGCAAUCAAUAAAUGUAAUUAUAUUUAAAUAAUGCAUCAUGGAGUUUUAUGCUAUUUAAAAUUAUGAGAUCAGUCGAUUAUAUCUCUGUCUACCCCUCUCGGGAUUAGUCAUGAGAAUUCUACGAUUAAUAGUCACAAAUUGUAAAUAAAUAGUGAAACAAACCUUAAAAAUAAUAUUUUUUUCACACGUUGCUUAAUGAUUUUGUAGGAAUUACAUAUUACUUAUAUAUAAUAUGCAUAUACUUAUAUACAAUAUGAACAGACAUUAGAAAAGACUAAUUCAGAAUUUUAACGAAGUAAAAAAAUUUAAACACACUUAGACAAUUUUAUGUUUUACGAAAUGUAAAAAAAAAAGUCACCUGUCAGUUGUCACACGAUAUUGAUUUUAACAAAAUGUUUUUAUAUGUUAUUAUAGGAAUUUGUAAUACAUAUUUUGAAAAUAUUUUUAAUGGGUAACCAUGUAUUUGGGAAUUUUAAAUGAUAAGUCGAAAAAUGGUGUGUUACCUCAGGCCUCAGAAAAUUUACUAACCAAUACUCACUCAGCUUGGAUAGCAGAGAUGUGGAUUCGAAUCCCAUUGAAGCAAGUUUUUCAAUCUAUAAUAAUAAACAAAUAUUGGUAUUAAUUUGAAAAUUUUAUAAUCAAAUUUGUUGUAGUAUUUUUGUUUUGAAAUACUUUGUUGACAGCUUUACAAUGUUAAUUCUCAAAUGAAUUUUUAUUAGUUACAAUUAUAUUUCUAAAUUGUUUAUCACUCUGUCUUCCUUAUUUAGAUGUUUUUUAUCUGUCAUAAAUUUCUGAACAGGAGUCAAAGAAUGUAUAAUUUUCUGUCCCGUUUAUAUUAAUGCUCUCUGACAAUGCAUAAUUUUAUAAUUCUUUUGGAAUUAUAACGAGAAUGAAUUGACUUACACAUAUCACGUAACGCCAUCUAGUUUUAAAUUAUACAGAACUUAUACUAUAUGUACAUGUUAAUAGAACCUCAUAAAUAUAUUAAACAUUUUUUUUUUGUUUGUAAGUAAAAACCCAUAUGAAUAACAACAAUACAAAAUAAGAUCGCUACAACUGUAUGCAAUAUUACGUUAAUAUAUUUAUUUAUACUUUAUUGUACACAAAAAUAUACAUUGUUAUAUUUUAUAUUAAAUAAGGAUGUACAACAGCCGAGCUUAACUUUACAAGAGUUCUCUUCCAGCAAAUUAAGAUUAUAUAUAUAUUUUUUACGUUGUUGUUACUACUUUAACGUGCAGGAAAAAAUUAAAAGUUCGAGAAAAAAUGGAAAGUCAACACUAACCAUAUAGGAAAACUAUAAGAAAAAUACAACACGAUUUCUAUUUCUUUUUUCAUUUGGUAUGAGUUCUUGAAUUAUAAAUUAUAUUGCUAAUCAUAUUUUUUUACCAUUUAACGAGUAUUUCCGUGUCAAUGGAUCACAAAAAAAAUUUGCAUCUCAUUAUAGUAUUUUAUGACAGUUUAUAUUGAAAUAUACAGUACAAGUUACCAUUGUUCCAAUACGCAUUUACGUGUGCAAUAAUAUUGAUUUGUAAUAAACGUGAAAUAUUUAA
Molecule: messenger RNA, 6275 nt
Organism: Galleria mellonella (greater wax moth)
Lineage: Eukaryota; Metazoa; Arthropoda; Insecta; Lepidoptera; Pyralidae
Gene: meigo
Product: solute carrier family 35 member B1 homolog
Exons: 7
Coding region: 197-1159 (320 amino acids)
Biological process (GO): UDP-galactose transmembrane transport
Cellular component (GO): Golgi membrane; endoplasmic reticulum membrane
Molecular function (GO): UDP-glucose transmembrane transporter activity; UDP-galactose transmembrane transporter activity
Source: RefSeq, a predicted model, not a curated record